Molecule: messenger RNA, 4088 nt
Organism: Mercurialis annua (annual mercury)
Lineage: Eukaryota; Viridiplantae; Streptophyta; Magnoliopsida; Malpighiales; Euphorbiaceae
Exons: 32
Coding region: 113-3619 (1168 amino acids)
Biological process (GO): protein export from nucleus
Cellular component (GO): cytoplasm; nuclear pore
Molecular function (GO): nuclear export signal receptor activity
Source: RefSeq, a predicted model, not a curated record
UUACUAUAUACCAUUUCUAAUGCAAAACAAGGCAUCAAUCAAUCAAUCAAUCAAAAACUCAAAAAUAACUAAGCACUAAUCAACCGCAUCAACAUCAUCGUCAUCGUCAACGAUGAUGCAGCAGCAGCAAGGCCCCGCCGAUUUGGCGCAGCUUCAGUCCACUAUGCAAGCUAUCGAGCUCGCCUGCUCCUCCAUUCAGAUGCAUAUGAAUCCAGCACAAGCAGAAGCAACUAUUUUGUCGCUAAAUCAGUCUCCUCAUCCCUACAAGGCUUGCCAGUUCAUUCUCGAGAAUUCUCACCUUGCAAAUGCGAGGUUUCAAGCAGCAGCAGCGAUUCGUGAUGCUGCUAUUAGGGAAUGGAGUUUUCUAGCUGCUGAUGACAAGAAAAGCUUGAUAAGUUUUUGUUUGUGUUAUUUUAUGCAACAUGCUAGUUCACAAGAGGGGUAUGUUCAAGUGAAGGUUUCUUCUGUAGCUGCUCAAUUAAUCAAAAGGGGAUGGCUUGAGUUUACAGCUGCUGAGAAAGAAACUUUUUUUUAUCAGGUAAACCAGGCUGUGCUUGGAAUUCAUGGAGUAGAUGUGCAAUUUACUGGAAUCAAUUUCCUAGAAUCUUUGGUUUCAGAGUUCUCACCUUCUACUUCUACUGCCAUGGGCCUUCCUAGGGAAUUUCAUGAACAGUGUCGAAGGUCAUUAGAGCAAGACUAUCUUAAGACAUUCUAUUGCUGGGCGCAAGAUGCUGCCAUUGGUGUCACAAAACGAAUAACUGAAUCUGAUCGUGAGAUACCUGAGGUCAAGGUUUGUACAGCUGGACUACGUCUCAUGCUUCAAAUCUUGAACUGGGAUUUUCGGUACAAUACAUAUGCUACUAAAGCUGGUAUAGAUGUUUACACAUCUGCAGUUAGAGCAGACAAUAUUUCACUGAAGAGAUCAGAGUGUACCGUAGUGCAGCUUGGUCCAGCAUGGCGUGAUGUUUUAAUUUCAAGUGGCCAUGUUGGAUGGCUCUUGGCCUUAUAUGCAGCAUUAAGAGGGAAGUUUUCACAUGGAGGUUACUGGCUGGAUUGCCCCAUUGCAGUUACUGCUAGGAAGCUUAUUGUACAAUUCUGCUCCUUGACAGGGACUAUUUUUGUUUCUGAUAAUGGACAAAUGCAAGAACAACAUUUACUACUACUACUUUCUGGGAUAAUACAGUGGAUAGACCCUCCUGAUGCUGUUUCACAAGCAAUUGAAUCUGGGAAAAGUGAUAGCGAGAUGCUUGAUGGCUGCCGUGCAUUGUUAUCUAUGGCAACUGUUAUAACCCCAGUUGUGUUUGACCAACUCUUAAAAUCUAUAAGGCCAUUUGGCACUCUUGCCAUGCUAUCCACCUUGAUGUGUGAAGUUAUCAAAGUUCUUAUGACUAAUAUCACAGAUGAGGAGACUUGGAGUUGGGAGGCACGUGAUAUCUUAUUAGAUACUUGGACCACAAUACUUGCGCCAACCGAUGGUACAGGUGGGAACCCAUUGCUUCCACCUGAAGGGAUAAAUGCUGCCUCCAAUUUAUUUGCUAUAAUUGUAGAGUCUGAGCUAAGAGUGGCUUCGGCAUCAGCAAUGUUUGACGAAGAUGAAUGUGAUUAUAAUCAGGCUUCCAUUUCUGCCAUGGAUGAAAGAUUAAGUUCUUAUGCUCUUAUAGCAAGAGCAGCAGUUGAUGUCACAAUUCCAUUACUAACAAGACUUUUUUCCGAGCGCUUUUCGCAGCUUCAUCAGGGCAGGGGCAUCAUUGAACUAAUUCCGACUCUUGAGGAAGUUUACUCAUUGUUACUGAUAACUGGGCAUGUACUUGCGGAUGAAGGGGAGGGAGAAACACCUCUGGUUCCAAAUACCAUUCAAACUCAUUUUGUGGACACUGUGGAGGCAAGCAAGCAUCCCGUUGUUGUGCUCUCGAGUUUAAUAAUAAAGUUUGCUGAGCAGAGUUUAGAUCCAGGAAUGAGAAGUUCAGUUUUCAGUCCUCGACUCAUGGAGGCUGUGAUAUGGUUUCUUGCAAGAUGGUCUCGUACAUAUCUAAUGCCAGAAGAGUUUAAAGAUAGUAACAAAAAUGCUGGCCAUGAUAAUGAGUAUCAAUUUCAGCAACUGCAAUCCAGAAAAGCUUUGUUCAGUUUUUUUGGAGAACAUAAUCAAGGGAAAAAUGUGCUUGACAUUAUUGUUCGCAUUUCAGUGACAACACUGUUGUCUUAUCCUGGGGAGAAAAACUUGCAGAGUCUCACUUGCUACCAACUACUUCAUGCGCUUGUUCGCAGAAAAAACGUUUGUAUUCACCUUGUCACAUUGGAUUCAUGGCGUGAACUAGCUAAUGCUUUUGUUUCUGAGAAGGUCCUUUUCUCAUUAAAUACUAAUAAUCAACGCUCAUUGGCUCAAACCCUUGUCCUUGGUGCUUCUGGAAUGAGAAAUUCAGAGGCAUCUAAUCAAUAUGUAAGGGAUCUCAUGGGUCCAAUGACAAAUUAUCUGGUGGAAUUGUGUAAGAAGAAUAACCUCAAAAGUGUUGCUCAACAACCAGAUGUCAUUUUAACAGUCAGUUACUUGUUGGAGCGGCUACGUGGGGCUGCUAAUGCCUCAGAACCUCGGAAUCAGAGAGCUCUUUAUGAGAUGGGAUUUUCUGUGAUAAAUUAUGUUCUGGUUCUCCUUGAUGUGUACAAUAAUGAGCCUGCAGUUGUCUAUCUGCUACUAAAAUUUGUUGUUGACUGGGUUGAUGGGCAAAUCUCCUACCUGGAGGCUCAAGAAACAGCUGUUGUUGUUGAUUUCUGCAUGCGUUUGCUUCAGCUCUACUCCUCUCACAAUAUUGGCAAGAUAUCGGUGAGUCUGUCAAGCAGCUUACUUAGUGAGGCAAAGACAGAGAAAUAUAAAGACUUGCGUGCUCUACUUCAGCUUCUUUCAAAUCUUUGUUCCAAAGACAUGGUCGACUUUUCAUCAGAUUCCAUUGAGGCACAGGGGACAAAUAUAUCUGAGGUGGUUUACUUUGGUCUUCACAUAAUUACACCGUUGAUUUCCUUGGAGCUGCUGAAAUACCCCAAGCUUUGUCAUGAUUAUUACUCAUUGCUAUCACAUAUGUUGGAGGUUUAUCCUGAAACAGUUGCACGUCUAAAUAAUGAAGCUUUUACUCAUGUACUUGGAACUCUCGAGUUUGGACUUCGGCACCAGGACACGGAGGUAGUGAAUAUGGUACUGAGAGCUCUCAAAGCUCUCGCUUCCUUCCACUACAAGGAGACACGUGCUGGCAAAGUAGGUUUGGGCUCACAGGCCACGGGUAUCAAGGAUCCACAAGGCAAUUUGCAGGAAGGCAUUUUGAGUCGCUUCCUUAGAUUGUUACUGCAUUGGCUCCUUUUUGAAGAUUACAGCAUUGAUCUAGUCAGUCCUGCAGCAGAAGCACUAUUUCCAUUGAUCCUUUGUGAACAAGACAUAUACCAGAAAUUAGCGAACGGGUUGAUAGAGACACAAGCAAAUCCGACACUCAGAUCAAGACUGACAAGCGCAAUACAUUCCCUCACAAGCUCCAAUCAGCUAUCAACUUCUUUAGAUCGUAUGAAUUACCAAAGAUUCAGAAAGAAUGUAAACAACUUCUUGAUUGAAGUUCGUGGGUUUUUGCGGACAGUGUGAUGCAUGCAGUUCGUGGUGUAAUUAUCAGUUGUUAUUUUUGUUCUAGCUUCUCAUCCCGAUAGAGAGUUGAUUGGAUAGGAUUUGAUUGCCAAGUGAUCAGACACAGGCUAGACCAAUGUUUGUUCAUAACAAACUCAAAGAUCAGUCGGAUGUGAUUUGAUCGACGGGUGAUCUAGGAUAAGUAAUUUCAUCAAAUAGAAUGUUCCACAGUGCAACACAACUACAAGGAAGCAGCUAGUAGAAUGAAUUUUCUUGUCCUACCACAAUUUCAUAGCAGCCUAAGUUCUUUGUUCUCUCAAAUCUUUUUGGUUCGUGAAUUGUAUUAGUAAUUUUUAAAGAGAGAGAAAUAUGUUUUAUAUUUUGAGAGUGAAAAUUAUUAUUUAUUUAAAUUAAAAAUAAUUUAAUAUGUAAUAAUUAUUAUAUUUUUUUAUUGAUUUUAAUAAACUCAAUGAGUGAUAUUCAUUUUUAA